GUUGGGGUGUGAACUUGUGUUGGCCAUGCAUUGGCAGUCUACAAGAGCGUCCCACUGCGCACGUGCAGAUGGUGGACAAACGAUACCUUCCCUCUCGGUGGGGAAAGACUUUUGCCAAGGUCAUAUUGCAACAUUCGCGUGUGGCCAAACACAUCCAUUGGCGCCAUAUGUCGAAACGCCUUCACUUUUGGUGCAAGGAACUCGUUUCUCCUUCUGGUGAGACCCACGGACCAUUGAUCACAGUGGGGCAAAUAGACAACGUGAAAGAACACCACGCAAAGGGCGACGUGGGUGAAGAGGCCCUCCUGUGCGUAGUGCUCUUGGAAGGAGCUCCGGAACCCCGAGAAUACCAUCCUUUCGUGGAAGCAUACGAAAGCAGUGCCGCCCAGGCCAAACUGGCGGAAGCUACAAGACGAGAGGAAAAAGAACGAGCAAAGACGAGCUGCAAAAAGGGUGUGAAGGAGUUGCUGGACACGUUGCGAGGCCGUAUGGACGAGCGAUGGAAAGAAUGCAUCUUCGAUCACGAGAUGGUUGACCAAUGGACCCGUGGAGGCAAGAGGAAGCAAUCCACCGUCAAAUUCCAUGUGGGUUUUGUGGAUGACCUGUUGAAGCCCUACGUAGCCGCCCCCAGCAUGGCCAAGAAGAAAAAGGUAGUUGCUGAUCUUGCCAGCGAAAUCAAUCAAAGGAUGGGUCAGGUCUGGACUCUUGGAAGAGGCCAAGCCGACGCGCAGCAAAGCGAAAACAACGCAGAGCCCAGCACGGCCCACCACGCAUAGAUCUGGUGAUCAGGGUUCGCGUGCCCCUUGUUGAUCGAACGGGACAUGACCAAAGCCCUUAUCCGGCGACGAGGUCAAAGCUCGCAGCCUUGGUGUUCGCACGCGAAACGCUGCUCCUAAUACCUAAUCUACACAGAAUUCGUACGAGCAGCUUUGUUCUCGUUAAUGUUUGGUUUUGUCGCAGCCCGAAAUUACACUGUAUCCAAUCAUCCCGCUAUGAUGGUUUGCUCAGGAUAAUUUGAUCUGGAAUUGUCGUUUAUAAUUGACGUUUACAAUUAAUUUAUCUUUGCUGCGGCUGUGCAUAAAGAAGGAUAACGCUGGAGGAUAUGAAACAAGCAUGAGACAUCCCCUGACGCCUCGCCCAGGACCUGGAGAGUCGUUCGAUCAAAUUCUUCUUCCUCGGUGUCAGUAAAGGCUUCUAGCUUUCUAAUUCCAAAUUGUCUGAG
Messenger RNA from Seminavis robusta, 1222 nucleotides. NCBI's taxonomy places the organism in Eukaryota, Bacillariophyta, Bacillariophyceae, Naviculales, Naviculaceae. The record is from the annotation of a GenBank genome assembly.